AUGACUAUCCCAAAGACCCAAAAGGCUAUCGUCUUCGAAACGAGCGGAGGCCCAUUGCUCUACAAGGACAUUCCAGUCCCCACUCCAAAGCCCACUGAAAUUCUCGUCAACGUGAAGUAUUCCGGUGUGUGCCACACCGAUUUGCACGCAUGGAAGGGAGAUUGGCCCUUGGACACCAAGCUUCCUCUGGUUGGUGGUCACGAAGGUGCCGGUGUGGUUGUUGCCAAAGGUGACCAGGUGACUGGAUUUGAGAUUGGCGACUAUGCAGGAAUCAAGUGGCUCAACGGGUCAUGUUUGUCAUGUGAAUAUUGCCAGCAGGGUGCCGAGCCAAACUGUCCUGAUGCUGAUCUAUCUGGGUACACUCACGACGGUACCUUCCAACAGUAUGCCACUGCUGAUGCUGUUCAGGCUGCCAAAAUUCCCAAGAAUGUCGAUCUUGCUGGAGCUGCUCCAAUUCUCUGUGCUGGUAUCACGGUCUACAAGGCCCUGAAGACAGCAGAGCUUAGAGCUGGCCAAUGGGUUGCCAUCUCUGGUGCUGGUGGCGGAUUGGGUUCGCUUGCUAUCCAAUAUGCCAAUGCAAUGGGCUACCGUGUUCUCGGAAUUGAUGGAGGCGAUGAGAAGGGAGCACUGGUUAAACAGCUUGGAGCUGAGGUGUAUCUCGACUUCACCAAGACUAAGAACAUUGUCGCUGAAAUCCAAAAGGCCACCAAUGGUGGUCCCCACGCUGUCAUCAACGUUUCUGUUUCCGAUGCAGCCAUCUCUCAGUCUGUCGAAUAUGUUCGUCCAUUGGGUAAGGUUGUUCUUGUUGGUCUUCCAGCUGGAGCUGUGGUCAAGUCAGAUGUCUUCUCGCACGUUAUCAAGUCUGUUCAGAUCAGAGGUUCUUACGUUGGUAACAGAGCUGAUUCUCAAGAGGCCAUUGACUUUUAUGCAAGGGGUUUGGUUAAGUCCCCAAUGAAGAUUGUUGGACUUAGCGAGUUGCCAAAAGUUUACGAGUUGAUGGAAAAGGGCCAAAUUGUUGGAAGAUAUGUUGUUGACACCUCCAAAUAA
This is a messenger RNA of Kuraishia capsulata CBS 1993, 1047 nucleotides long. RefSeq lists its product as uncharacterized. The coding region runs from base 1 to 1047 and encodes 348 amino acids. Gene Ontology annotation, molecular function: zinc ion binding; oxidoreductase activity. The record is from RefSeq and is a predicted model, not a curated record. The transcript has a single exon. NCBI's taxonomy places the organism in Eukaryota, Fungi, Ascomycota, Pichiomycetes, Pichiales, Pichiaceae.